Molecule: messenger RNA, 1188 nt
Organism: Helobdella robusta
Lineage: Eukaryota; Metazoa; Annelida; Clitellata; Rhynchobdellida; Glossiphoniidae
Exons: 6
Coding region: 1-1188 (395 amino acids)
Biological process (GO): protein phosphorylation; multicellular organism development; positive regulation of cell population proliferation
Cellular component (GO): basal plasma membrane; signaling receptor complex
Molecular function (GO): ATP binding; transmembrane receptor protein tyrosine kinase activity
Source: RefSeq, a predicted model, not a curated record
AUGUUGUAUUUGUCAGAAAAAGGUAUUGUUCACAGAGAUCUGGCCGCCAGGAACGUACUAGUUCAGUCGAUGAAACUAGUGAAGAUAACAGAUUUUGGAUUGGCUAAACUAAUGGAUGAUUUGAACAAAACGUCUCAUCAACAGUUAAAAAGUCAUAUAAAAAUGCCGAUCAAAUGGCUUGCCUUCGAAAGCAUAUCGCUACAGAAAUUUACCCACCAAAGUGACGUUUGGAGUUAUGGAGUAACAAUCUGGGAACUGUUGACAUUUGGCGAACGUCCGUACGACAACAUUAACGUCAACGACUUGUUUUCAGCGCUUAUGAAAGGUGAAAGAUUGAAGAAACCCGAUGUUUGUGGGAUUCAGUUGUAUUUGCUUCUACUGACAUGGAACCUUCAGGAACUCGUGAAUCUUGAUGAGGGCUACAGAUCAAUGAAACCGAGCACGCAGGAGGAGGAUGACGAUGAUGUUCCUGUUCGCGGCAAUCAUCCAGAUCACCAACACGAGCAGGAACAACAAAAUGAACUACGCCAGGUUAUAAUCAAACAGCCAAAUUUCCGAAUUCAACUUCGCUCACACGAGUAUUCAAACACAAAGUUCAACUUCAAGUCUUCGAUAAAUUUAAGUUCAAGUUACACAUCCACAUCUGCCCAUAAUCUACAACACAGUUCCAGUUUUCCAUAUUACAACACUGAUGUUUUUGAUGAUCCUAUCAAUGGGGUUCAAAAUAAAAUGUGCGCUAAUCAUGUUGAUGGAAAAUGUCAUAGUGAAGUUGGUUAUGAAUCAUUAAACUCAAUUUUUUCUUCCUCUGAAUGGUCGAAGGUCUGCACAAAAGUAGUAGAAUCUCAUCAGCACGACGACGAAUGUUUCAUUGCUGACGAUCAAAUAAACAAUGCUGCCCGUGCUCAUCGCACGGUACAUAGCAUGCAGUACGAUGGCAACAUUGAAAUCAGAAACUCGAUGACAGCGGAAUAUAACACAUGGAUAAGAAAAUAUGAAACUGUUUAUUACAAUGACGUUUCGACGAUAUAUAACAGAGACUUUCUGAAGGAAUCGUGCCUUACCGAAACAACAGUGCUCAAUUCAACUGAAGAUUUUAUAAAUCGUGAACUGGUACGACUCAUAGUAGAGAAAAUAUGCUUCGACGGCUUAAUAAUGGGAGUUUUCACACUAAAUGUAAAUUUAAAUUAA